Molecule: messenger RNA, 498 nt
Organism: Peronospora farinosa
Lineage: Eukaryota; Oomycota; Peronosporomycetes; Peronosporales; Peronosporaceae
Source: the annotation of a GenBank genome assembly
AUGCUGAUGGAACAUCACCACACUCAAGGACGAUCUAGCUGGACGUCCUCAUUGUAUUCAAAUGCUACAGACACGUCCAGCAUCGCUUUACCAUUUGAUGGACUACAUUUAUUCGCCUAUUCGAACAAUGAUUUGCUCCGACCGAUGGUCGAAGGAUCCUCGAAUUUUAAGACAAGUGACAAGCCUUUAUCAGAGUCUGCAAUUGUCAUACACGUCAAGCGAGUGACAGACGAGAAACGACGAGCAAAACAUCGAGAAGCUCAGCGGCGGUUUGUGAAUCGGAAGAAGAUCAAAAUGACGCAAUUGAAGCAAUUGGUGGUCGAGCUGGAAAAACGACACUUGUUACUGCAGGCAGUCAGCGAACAGGAGAUGUUGGUACGAGACAAUUGCGCUUUAAUAAUGCAGAUAAAUUUGCAGAAGAAGAACAACCACGUGGACGAAGACAAGAUAAAGGAGGAACAUGGAAGUGGGUGGAAGGUGCAGACAUUUGAGUGGUGA